Molecule: messenger RNA, 1043 nt
Organism: Spinacia oleracea (spinach)
Lineage: Eukaryota; Viridiplantae; Streptophyta; Magnoliopsida; Caryophyllales; Amaranthaceae
Product: plant cysteine oxidase 3
Exons: 5
Coding region: 155-907 (250 amino acids)
Molecular function (GO): oxidoreductase activity, acting on single donors with incorporation of molecular oxygen, incorporation of two atoms of oxygen
Source: RefSeq, a predicted model, not a curated record
AAUAACGACAGUCCACAGAUUAGCCAUAGGCGGUUAAUGGUUUUGCGCAACUCACCCAAGAAAAGCCAAAAAAAAAUGCGCAGCAACCGAAAGAAAGAAUGGUAAAUUGAGGAUCCCAGUCGGGGAAUUGUGCGCACCAUAACACAAGGAGGAUAUGGCAAACAAGACCUUCACUCUGCAAACCAUUUACGACCUCUGCAAGAAGACGUUCUCGCCGAUUGCAACAGCGCCUCCACCUGCUUAUGUCGUCCAGAAACUCUCUUCUCUUCUGGACACUGUGACCCCUGCUAAUGUUGGUCUGAGGGAGGAAAAUGGGGAUGAUGACCGAGGAUUUGGUCUUUCUUUGCUUAACCGAUUCAACCGAGCACCUAGAUGGGCCCAACCUAUAACAUAUGUGGAUAUCCACGAGUCUGAUAAAUUUACAAUGUGUAUAUUUUGCUUCCCGACGUCUGCAGUUAUUCCGCUUCAUGAUCAUCCUGGAAUGACAGUCUUCAGCAAACUUUUGUAUGGAUCCUUGCAUGUAAAGGCCUAUGACUGGGUUGAACCUCCGCAAGUUGUGAAGAUCAAUGGAUCUGAAGAUUCUCAAGUGAGGUUAGCGAAGUUGGCGGUUGACAAAGUCCUAACAGCACCUUGUGGGACCAGAGUCCUAUACCCCAAAAGUGGGGGAAAUCUACAUUGCUUCACCGCACUCACCCCUUGUGCUGUGCUUGAUAUUCUCACACCACCAUAUUUGGAGGAUGCAGGCAGGAAAUGCACUUAUUAUCAUGACUAUCCAUAUUCAAGCUUCUCUACAAAAGGAGCUGCUAUAGAUGGGAAAGAGGAGGACUAUGCAUGGCUUGCGGAAAUAGAAGCACCAAACGUGUAUAUGCGUCCUGGAAACUACGCUGGCCCUUCCCUUCAGUUAUAAGCUGGUCUGUGUUAGAGACAACUUUUUCAAAUGUAUAAAUUUGAAGCAUCUGAGAUAGCUGUUAAUAGAUCUGUAGGUGAUAAUCAUUGUAAAGUUGUUUAACAAGUAAUAAUCUUGUUUUAUGGUUGUGGUAAAA